GGUAGCUUGGUGAGUCUAAUAGCUAGCUGCUAGGAUCCGAACGAGGGGCCGAGCCAACGUUCCAAAGUGUGGCUCAAGGUUAUCCUGAUGAGUGGCUCAGUACUCAGUAGCUGGCUCAGUCACGAGGGCAGUGUCAAGGAACAAGGAACCGAUCUUCACAAUUCUGCCGACGUCUGUCUGCGCCCGUCAACUUCGAUCACACCGAGUGCUGCAGCUUUGAUCAUUGUAUCUUUCGCGCUGUUGUGAGGAGCACUUUACGUGACAACUCACUGCCGCUGGAGACCUCUUGCUAUCGAGCUAGACUGUAUCAAUACGCUUUUUUCAUACGACAACCAAAAUAGACAUUCUGCAUCAUGAGUACCAACUCGGGAAGUUCCUCUUUGCGACCUGCCUGGAAAGGUGGUCGAGGCUUUCAGCCACCACCCACUGUGACAUCGGACAGCCGUCCAAGGUCCUCUUCGAUUGGUGGCGAUUCCAUGGCCAAACGAGACGCGAACAAGUUCUCUGCUCUUCAAGACGACGAAGGUGAAUUCAUCAGCAUCGAACGAAAGAAGGGCCGUGACCGUCACACCAACAAUAGCAGCACCGACAGUAGUAACAACAACGGAGAGCACAAACAGAAUGCUCGCAGCGAAGCCUUUCGCUCCAGCUUCCAUGGACGGGCUUCCAAACCUGGACGAUCGCUCGCGGAUUUAGCAGCCCGUGUACCGGACGGCAUCAGCAGGGCUGCUUCUGUCGGAACGUAUCCGGCCACUGGUGCUGCCGGAGGAGGAGGAGGAACCGGCGGAAGACGCUUUUCGGAUUUGGCCGGUCGAGGAGGAAGCGGUGAUCCUGCUCAGGAUGCGCUAGAAGGACGGAAUAAUCCUCGCGCUGAACCGUCCGAAUACAAAAAGGCCGUAGAAGCUGCCAAAUGCAUUCGCUACACCCGUGAAAAGCUACUCUCCAUGCGGCCUCGCCCGGACAUGAACGCAGGAUUUCCGCCGCCUCAUCUCAAGCACGUGGAGGCCGUUGUUUUGCUGUCCGAAGAGCCUCAGGAUCCUGUCUGUUGGGACGCCAAUGAUGCGGAUGCCGAUGAGAUUUGGGCGGCAGUUCCUAUGCGUCGUUCCAGUGUGCCAAUGCCCAAAGGAGGGCCUACUCGUGGUGGCGAGGAACUGACACCCGGGGAAAGACGCAGAAGUUAUAAUGCACCAAAUACGGGUCGUUGGCAGCGCGGCGUGGCUUUGCCUCCCUCGGAGGAGAAACGAGGAAGCGGCAAAGACAAAGAUGCCAACCACCCGAGUGAUCUUUGGGAUGAUCCUGUUGGAGGUGCCACCGGCGCGGCCAUGGACUUUAGUGCUUUUGGAGGAAUGCCAGAGGGUGAUCUCAAGGGUAGUGGUAGUGGUGGUGGUGGUGACGGUGCGUCUACUGGUAGUGGUGAUACAUUUGACUUUGAAAAAAUGGCAGAAGCCACUCGUAAAUUUGAAGAAGAGCUACACGGUUCUCGAGGUUCCAAUGACUUGGAGGACGAAGAGGAAAUUAAUGCCAGGCAGGUCCAUGUUGAUCCCAAGCGUCCACUAGCAACGAUCGGGACCACGAUCCGUUCGGGUUCAGGCGACAACGUUAAUGUGUUUGAAGAUUUUGAUGCACCCACGGAAGAAGACGACUUGGGAGAACAGCCGGCCUUGGAUGAUCCGGCAGCAGCACCACCUGCAGAGGAACCAACCUCCACCAUGACUGCCGAAGAGGAAGCAUCGUCCAGAUUGAUGGCAAUGAUUGGAGUUAAGAAAGAGGAUAACGCGGGAUCUGGCUUAUUAGGUCUUGGCGGUCCCUCUUCUUCUACCUCGAUCCCUUUGAAUCCUUGGGGUGGUCCCAUGCUUCCAACACCGCAAUCUACGCAACAAAAUGUUGGACUGGGGAUGGACCUUGCGUCACGGUUGGAAUCGUUUGCCGCGGAACAAAAGGCCCGCGAGGCUGCGGAAAUGGAACAGAAAGAACUUUUGCGGCGUAGACAAGAGCAAGAAGAAUCGCAACGACGAGCAUUGGCGCAGCAGCAGCAGGCCCAAGAACGGGCGCGCCAACAAGCGCAACAACAGCAAGCUAUGCAACAACAGCAACAGCCUAGUCCACAGGCGCAAGUUGAGUUGGUUCUCAUGGAACGUAUCACGACAAUCUUGGAAAACUCAUGGGGACGGUCCGAUCUUGUGUCGAUUUUAUCAACUCUCCAUGCUGAAGAUUCUCGAGUCAUUCCUCUGUUGGGAAACGUUGACUUGCUCAGGGACCUCAUUGCACACAAUCCUAGACGAGUUGCCUUGCGCCAGGACCCCGCCUUCGGCACCGAAAUGGCGGUCCUUCAAAUGACGAAUGCCCAGUUUCAGCAGCACGAGGCUCAGGUUCGCGCGCAACAACAAGAAGAAUUGCGACGCCGCGAAGAGCAGAUCCGUAUGGAAACUAUCCAGCGUCAGCGUAGUAUGUCAACCGAGGGGCCACCGCGUAUCAACCCCGAUGCCCCCUGGUUCUACUCUGACCCUCAAAACAACAUUCAGGGGCCCUUUCGUGGCGACGAGAUGAGGCAGUGGCUCGAAGCAGGAUAUUUCAAAGGGGACCUGCCCAUCAGCCAGCAAGCCAGCGGUCCUUUCAUCGUUCUUUCGGGAAUUUUCCCAGAUCUUUCAGUGGCUUUCAUGCCUCAACAAAAUGACAGAGCCCAGGAGGAAGCUGAAGCGAGGGCCAGGGCAGCAGAGGAACGUAGACAGGAAGAGCGCCGUAUGGAGGAACGUAUGCUUGAAGAACAACGACAUGCCGAGGAGCGCCGGUUGGAAGAGAGGAGGCUCGAAGAACGUCGACUCGAGGAGCAGCGACUUGCAGAAGAACGUCGCCGUGCAGAAGAGGAAUACGAACGACAAAGACAUGCAGAAGAGCUUGCGAGGAAGGAACAUGAGGCAAGAGAAGCGGCCGAACGCGAACGCCAGGAGAUGGAGGCUGCAGAAGCAGCGGCCGCUGCGGCAAAUGUGGAGGCUUCCAAUGGAGCCAACCAAUCUUCGGCGCAACUUAAGAUGAUGCUUGGUUUGUCUGGCGACGCGGGUGGAAUUGGUGUUGCGGCGCAACCUCCUCAACCUGCACCAAACGCUGUGGAACAGUCUGCCGAGAAACGGCGCAGCAAGGCGGACAAUAAUAACAACAAAAACAGCAACAAUCAGAAGCGAGCAAAGGAGCCAGUUCCUGUGCAACAACAAGCUCCGCCUCCAGCGGCGAAACCGGCUGCACCUGCCUGGGGAGGGGCAGCCACUAAUGCAACAACUUCGCGAAAGAGCAUGUCCGAGAUUCAGAAAGAGGAAGCGCGUCGUGCGGCUGCCCUAGCAAUGCAACAAGGAACCCAGCCUCGACAACAACCGAGCAGUGGCUGGGCAAAUGUUGCAGCAUCGGGAAGCUCUGCUUGGACCCCUGGUACGGUCAAGCCCAGUGCAACAAUGGCCGGUGGCGGACCAGCUACAGCUGCCAAAACGAGUGCGCAGGCUGCAGCGAGACCAAAGCAGACCGCAGUGGAAGCGCGAAAGCCUACUGGGCAGCAGCAGAGAGCAACGGGUACAGCCGCGGAGGAGUUCGGGGCCUCGAUGUCGCCAGCCUUGGAAAAGUGGUGCAAAGAUUACAUGAAGAAGCUGAACGGCACAGAAGACCUGACCUUGGUUUCAUUCUGCAUGACCCUGACCGAUGCUAUUGAGAUCCGCCAGUACCUGACAACCUACUUAGGAUCGACACCUGAGGUCAACACCUUUGCCACUGAAUUUAUCAAAUUGAAAGCCAGCCAGCAUGGAAAGGAGGAAUGGGAGACGCUUGGCAGUCCUAAGAAGGGAAGGAAGAAGAAGACAACCUUGCGAUAAGAUCUCUUCAGUUGUCAAUCUACCUAACUUUUCAGUAUUAAUCCCACAAGAGCCCUUGGCUGGCUAGCUAGCUACAGUAGCCCUCCUGCACCACUGUUUCCGGUAACCUUCAAGAAUUCUUCAUUCUAGUAGAAGUUAUUAGGUAGUCAAAAAUUUCGGAAGUUUUCCUGGAUUACCAAUGAUUGGCGAAGAUGUAUCUGGGAAUUUUCCAUCAUCAGUCGCUGGUUCAAUGUUUCCAUCGGGGAGGACAGUAAUAGGAUAGGGGACGAUGGGAGCUGUCAUGUCGAUCACGUUAUCCGCUGUAUACUUUUGCCAAUUUUCGUCAGCAAUGCUAUUCAGACGUCUCACGCAUCCCAAGCUGGCGGGAUCGCGGAAUUCAUCCUCCAUAGUACCUGCCAGAUGAGCGAAACAAUACAUCCGAAAGCCGUGGACAUCACCAUUGGGAACUGACGCCUUGGUUGCAACAUGAGCCGGCUGCCAGUACCCCAUCAGAAGUUCGCUAUCACGAUUGCCAUCCAAAGAACGUUGAUUGAUAUUCGCUGACCCAAUAAUGGCAAUAGCGUCGUCUACAAUGGUCAUCUUGGAAUGAGUGUAUACCAAGUGUCGUCGUGUGCGGCUCAGCAAACCGUUGUCAAAGUAAGUCCCGGAUGCUUCCGCUUUCUCUCUUGCUGCCAGACAGUAGAAGUUCAGAUAGUCGGUUGGUCUUGCAGCUGCGAUCAACGCAAUUUGCUCCUGGGUCCCAUCUCUGCCCAGCUUGCUUCUUCGUCUCCCAAUCGAGUUUGCAAUCCGCUCGUACAUGGUCCUCAUGGUGAAAGAUUGGUAGGCGAGAAUGCUCUGUACUGAGGCGGCAUCUGGAAGACCCUCUGGCCACAUUGGCAGGACAAUGUAAGCAGCAAACCGUUCGCCGCCUUCAAUCUUUUCGCAAAUCUUGUACGUGAUCUCAGCAGCAACCAGAUUGCAGCAUUUGCCAUUUUGCUCGUCUGGCCACAAGAAGGAGCUGCUCAGAAAGUACUGAGACUCCAUGUAUACGCAAUGCUGUGCAUUCCUUAUAUGGUGUACUAAAGCUCUGAAAAGGAAGCAAGAGGAGCACAUAAGGUUGGGUCCCUGAAUUACAUUCCUUGCCAAGAUGAACUUACCGAUGGCAAGAGCUAUCGACUCGUAAAUCUCGUUUCACGUCGAGCUCUGCCCUUUCCAGCGUGAAGGCACCAUCGGCCGGUUUUCCCUCUGCGAUGAAGCGCUGCUCUUUUUCUUUUCCCGUUUUCAAGAGAUGCUCUAGAAUUGUUUGUCGUUUCCCCGCUUUUCGUUUCCUUUUCUCAUUGAAGCUUACCCCCUGUGUAUCCUCGAACUGGUUUGCCCGGAAUUUUGUUUUCUUCAACUUGGCCGUUCGUUCGUCAAUUGAUCGAAAGAGUUGGGUAUGCCAAGCAUCUUCCUUCUCGUCGGUUUCGGCGGGGUUGUAGGGUAGAAUCCCAAAAUGGUCCAAAGAUACUAGGUCGGACGCGAGACCACCCUGGCCAAUCCAUCGUUCCUCAAAAUUCUUGAGCACGUCCAGCGCGCCCUCUCCCUCCACGCGAGAAUGGAUAUCAUGCCAAGGCUGGCGGGGACCCAUUGUGCUGUUUACAACUGCGCAUGCAUUGUGGAAGUCUCCCUUGUGAUCCGUUUCGAGUGUUUUGAAAAGAGGAUAGCUGCCGUCAUCGUAUCUUCCGUAUGUAAGAUCAAUGCCACCUGAAGCAAUCAGGAAACCAAGUUGAGACGAACGCAUGGCCAGAAAUGCAUCCACUGACCGGACCACAAAUGACACAAUACCACUCACCAACAUAGGCUACCAACUCUUUUCUCGGCGUGUCACACAUGAUGCAUUUUUGGUGAUGCGAAUAGUAGACUGCAUUGCGAAACUUCUUGAGAACGUUGGCAUCCCCCCCACCCAUCGGUGUAAGCCUCUGAAAGAUUCAGAAAACGACGUUACGUGAGCAGCAGAUGUCCAGCAGCUUCUAAGCAGGAUCUAUGCGGGGGUUGAUGACUUACAAGGUUAACUUUGGAACCUUUACGAAAGUAUUCCCUUAACUGGGAAUAGAGGAGGAAGAAAAGAACUGUGAGCUGCAUGCUUUCAUUAUAAAGAAACCUUGAUGGCUGUGGCACGCAAUUUCCUUCACUUACUUGCUCAUCCAUUGUCGCAACGACGCCAAUCCUGAAGGAGGAGAGAAGGGUAGAAGGUUAGGGAAACGAAGGAGAAGAGGGACGGAGCAGGGUAACAACCUCUGGCACUCACCUGUUGAUGGAGUUCGAGGUCUGAUCAUCCCACACCAGCAUAUUGACGACAACUCCCUCGUUGGCCUUCUGAUUUAACAAUUCCCCAAUUUUGGGACUAUACUUGGACCCGUCCUUUCUGGUGUGCAACCCAUUUGUUCGUUCGACCCCUCUUAGCAGCGAUUGAGUAUAAUCUACGGACCAUCCAACAAUAUAGACCAUGUGUUCAGCCUGACAGAUUGAAUCGUAAACGUCUUUAAAGUAACGUUGACCUUCCCAUGUCUUCUCAUUUUCCUUGCCAUAAGUCACUGGCGGUGUGUGUCCCUUGUCAUCUGCGUUGAUGUAGAAGCGCACUCGGUUGUAGUGUUGGGCAGAGAAGUAUACUCCAGGGACAGCCAUGGUAACUGCGGACUUUUCGGUCAAAAGACCAAAAUCCCUCGGGGGCUUGUGUAACAAGUCCUUGGGAAUGA
Messenger RNA from Seminavis robusta, 6568 nucleotides. Lineage: Eukaryota; Bacillariophyta; Bacillariophyceae; Naviculales; Naviculaceae. The record is from the annotation of a GenBank genome assembly.